AAAUGUUAUGUAUUUAUAUAUUAGAAAAAACAAUAAAAAAGCAGCUUGUAAUUUACGUACAGAUACGGCACACAGCCAGUAGCUGCCUACGUACAAAAGACAAUACUACUAUAUAAUAACAUCAUUGCGGUAACAAUAAUAAUAUAUAAAGCGGCGUCGUUCCUCAGUCUCUGAAGCUAGCUCAUCCAUUCAUUCAUCAUCAGCUCCUCCGAUCCCCCUUCCGCGCGAGCAGCUGCUCUCCCGAUCUCCAUCACUACUGCAUGUCCUAGCUAGCUAGAGCUCAGCCACCUAGCUAGCUAGUACUUGCAGCAGCAGCAGCAGAUCAAGCAUAGCGUAGCCGCCGCCAUGCCGACCAAGAAAGCCCGCGCCGGCGGCUGCGACAUCCAGGCCACCGGCAUCAACUACCGCAUCGCCGUCUCCACCCAGCCCCCUCUCAAGGUCUGGAGCAGGUCAGACGACGACGCCCAAGACCACCACCUCAUCAGCGGCGUCCGCCACGUGCUCCGCAACGUCACCUGCCGCGCGCGCCCCGGCGAGCUGCUCGCCAUCGUCGGCCCCAGCGGCGCCGGCAAGUCCACCCUUCUCGAGAUCCUCGCCGGCCGCCUCUCCCCCUCCCCGGCGCCCGACCUGCUCCUCCUCGACGGCGCCGCCGCCGCCAGCGCCGACCUCCGCCGCGUCUCCGGCUACGUCACCCAGCGGGACGUCCUCUUCCCGCUGCUCACCGUGCGCGAGACGCUGCUCUUCAGCGCUCGCCUCCGCCUCGGCGCGACCCUGCCCGCCAAGGACAUGGACGCCCGCGUCGACGCGCUCCUCGACGACCUCACCCUGCGCCGCGUCGCCGCCACGAGGAUCAAGGACCUCUCCGGCGGGGAGCGGAGGCGCGUCUCCAUCGGCGUCGAGGCCGUCCACGACCCCGCGGUGCUCAUCCUCGACGAGCCCACCUCCGGCCUCGACAGCGCCUCCGCGCUCCAGAUCGUCGGCGCGCUCCGCGCCAUGGCCGAGACGCGAGGCCGCACCGUGCUGCUCAGCAUCCACCAGCCGGGCGCGCGCAUCGUCAAGAUGUUCGACUCCGUCCUCCUGCUGGCCGCCGGCUCCGUCCUCCACCACGGCACCGUCGAUCAGCUGCGCUGCCUGCUCGCUGACGCGGGCCUCCUUCUGCCCCCGCACGUCGACGCCGUCGAGUUCUCCAUCGACUCGGUCGACGCGCUCCGCACCCACCGCCGCCGCCUCACGCAGCAGCCGCAGGCGCCGGCGUCCUCCCGGCGCACGCUGCAGCAGCUGUUCCAGCUGCACAGCAAGCAGCAGGUGGCCGACGAGGUGGCUGAAUGUGUCCCCACCACCAAUUCGUACGCCAACUCGCGGGCGCGCGAGGUGGCGGUGCUGACGCAGCGCUUCUUCAAGAACGUGGCGCGCACGCGGCAGCUCUUCGCGUGCCGCACCGUGUGCAUGCUGGUGGCGGGGCUGGCGCUGGGCUCCAUCUUCUACGACCUCGGCGAGGACAAGGUGGCGGAGCGCGUGGGCCUCUUCGCCUUCCUGCUCACCUUCCUGCUGUCGUCCACGACGGAGGCGCUGCCAAUCUUCCUGCAGGAGCGCGAGAUCCUGGCCAAGGAGACGUCGUCGGGCGCGUACCGCGUGUCGUCGUACGCGGUGGCCAACGCGCUGGUGUUCCUGCCCUUCCAGCUGGCGCUCGCCGUGGUGUUCGCGGCGCCGGUGUACUGGCUGGCGGGGCUGCGGCGCACGGCGGCGGCGUUCGGCUACUUCCUGCUGGUGGUGUGGCUCAUCCUGUACACGGCCAACUCGGUGGUGGUGUGCUUCGCGGCGGCGGCGCCGGACUUCGUGGUGGGCAACGCGGCGAUCCAGGGGGUCAUGGGCUCCUUCUUCCUCUUCUCGGGCUACUUCAUCGCCAGGUCGGCCAUGCCGGGGUGCUGGGUGUUCAUGCACUACCUGUCGCUCUUCAAGUGGCCGUUCGAGGCGCUGCUGGUGAACGAGUUCGCCGGCGGCGGGAGGUGCGCGGUGCGGCUGCUGGGUGCCUGCGUGGCGACGGGGGACGAGGUGUUGCGGCGCGAGGGGCUCGGCGAGGAGUGCAGGUGGCGCAACGUGGGGGUCAUGGUGGCCUUCAUGGCGGUCUACAGGGUGCUGGGCUACGCCGUGCUCAGGGUCAGGUGCAAGUGAAGCAGAGCCAGAGGGGGCAUGGCCAUGGCCAUGCCCGCUUCCAGAGGGGGCAUGGUCAAUUCAAAAGCCGCAGUGUGACUGACUGAUCAAAUUCAAAUGUGCUAGCCCGGCCAGACGAUGUAUAACAGUGGAAAGCACAAACAAGCUCUGGCAACUGAAACACUUGGAGGGGAACAGCAGUCACCACCAAGCUAGCUCAUGUAGAGCAGCAGAACCGUAUAGUAGACGACUACAAGUUUGACAUACCACAACACCUAAUAAAUGUAACAUGUUUACAUGCCAAAUAAUUGUGUUAAUCAACGACAGUAAAUCAGCAAUA
Molecule: messenger RNA, 2491 nt
Organism: Panicum virgatum (switchgrass)
Lineage: Eukaryota; Viridiplantae; Streptophyta; Magnoliopsida; Poales; Poaceae
Product: ABC transporter G family member 5-like
Exons: 1
Coding region: 346-2172 (608 amino acids)
Cellular component (GO): membrane
Molecular function (GO): ATP hydrolysis activity; ABC-type transporter activity; ATP binding
Source: RefSeq, a predicted model, not a curated record